Thermochaetoides thermophila DSM 1495 is the source of this 1371-nucleotide messenger RNA. RefSeq names its product 26S proteasome regulatory subunit-like protein. The coding region runs from base 1 to 1371 and encodes 456 amino acids. NCBI's taxonomy places the organism in Eukaryota, Fungi, Ascomycota, Sordariomycetes, Sordariales, Chaetomiaceae. Gene Ontology annotation, biological process: proteasome-mediated ubiquitin-dependent protein catabolic process. Gene Ontology annotation, molecular function: ATP binding; proteasome-activating activity; ATP hydrolysis activity. The record is from RefSeq and is a predicted model, not a curated record. Gene Ontology annotation, cellular component: proteasome regulatory particle, base subcomplex. The transcript has 4 exons.
AUGUCAACUCUCGAAGAGCUCGAUGCCCUUGAUCGCCAGGAGCGCGAUGACAAGAAAGACAAGAAGGAUGGUGACAAGAAGAAGCAAGCAGAUGGCGAUGCUGAAAUGAAAGAUGCCGAGGAGGACGACAUCCUCGACGCCGAAAUCCUAAGUCUGAGCACAGAAGAUAUCAAAACCCGCCGACGCCUGCUUGAGAAUGAUGCCAGAAUUAUGAGGAGCGAAUACCAACGGUUAUCGCACGAGAAGGCAACCAUGAAGGAAAAGAUCAAAGAGAAUCUUGAGAAAAUCGCAAAUAACAGGCAACUUCCUUACCUGGUCGGCAACGUUGUCGAGCUUCUGGAUUUGGAUCCGACUGAAGAGUCCUCUGAAGAGGGUGCCAAUGUCGACUUGGAUGCUACGCGCGUGGGCAAAUCGGCUGUCAUCAAGACUUCGACCAGGCAAACUAUCUUCCUGCCUCUCAUCGGCCUAGUCGACCCAAACAAGCUUAAACCCGGUGACCUUAUUGGUGUGAAUAAGGACUCGUAUCUUAUCCUUGACACCCUUCCGGCCGAGUAUGAUAGUCGUGUCAAGGCUAUGGAGGUCGACGAAAAGCCGACAGAAAAGUACAGCGAUGUAGGUGGUCUGGACAAGCAGAUUGAUGAACUUAUUGAGGCCAUCGUAUGGCCCAUGAAGGAAGCUGAGAGAUUCAAGAAGAUCGGCAUCAAGGCGCCGAAGGGUUGUCUCAUGUACGGCCCGCCAGGAACAGGCAAGACACUUCUUGCCAGGGCCUGCGCAGCGCAAACAGAUGCCACAUUCCUCAAGCUUGCUGGCCCGCAACUUGUCCAGAUGUUCAUCGGCGAUGGCGCCAAGCUUGUCCGCGACUGCUUCGCUUUGGCCAAGGAGAAGGCCCCGUCGAUCAUUUUCAUCGAUGAGCUCGACGCCGUCGGCACCAAGCGUUUCGACAGUGAAAAGAGUGGUGACCGUGAGGUCCAGCGUACCAUGCUUGAGCUUCUCAACCAGCUGGACGGCUUCGCGUCAGAUGAUCGGAUCAAGGUUAUCGCCGCCACAAACCGUAUCGACGUUCUUGAUCCCGCCCUGCUUAGGUCAGGGCGUCUCGAUCGCAAGAUUGAAUUUCCGCUGCCAAAUGAGGAGGCUCGCGCUCAGAUUCUCAAGAUCCACUCGCGCAAGAUGAAGGUCGAUCCUUCUGUCAACUGGAGCGAGUUGGCUCGCAGCACGGAUGAGUUUGGCGGUGCUAUGCUUAAAGCUGUGUGCGUCGAGGCUGGUAUGAUUGCUCUGCGUAUGGGCAAGAACAAGAUCAGCCACGAGCACUACGUCGAUGCUAUUGCGGAGGUGCAGGCCAAGAAGAAAGACACGGUCAACUUCUAUGCAUAA